UGAAGUGCAGUACGCGAUCCGAAUACAGUUAAGUGCAGUACGCGAUCCGAAUACAGUGAAGUGCAGUACGCGAUCCGAAUAAUCGACACCGACCCAAAGAGGAAAUAAUUUGCGAAGAAAUGUCCGCAGAAAGCCAAGAAUCAAGUAAUGAUGGAACUUUGAAAUUUGGCGGGGAAAAAUCUGUAUUCCAAGAUGGAUGCUCUGUAAAUGAGGAAGAAAAUACGAAUGUUUCUCAAAAAAAUGUUCAAAAACCAAAAUAUCAACGCGAGAAAAGUUUUCUAAAAUCCGGCAAGACACGUGACUCAAGCAGAAGAAGAAGUGAUGAAUUCUCCUCUGAUGGCGGGAGCAGGUCGUCAGCUGUUCAAACCGGCUUUAGUGUGAAGCCCAAGCCAAGCCGUGAGCUGUACCGUCCUCCUGUACUUACUUCUUCUCCGCCAAACCUUAAUCCAGCAGCUAAAGAGUUUGCGCCCCUCAGACUCUCAAGAUCUUUUGAUAUUUCAUCAAGGAAUGAUGGUGAACAGCAAACAGUUCUUCCUACAGCGACGGCAGUGACAUCUUUACAGGGGCCUCAAGAUAAUAUCAUUCUUAACAGAACUGGAUUGACAAUAACAGUUCAUGGAAAACAUAACAAUUCAAACAGUUCAUACAGUACAAAGUUCCGAUCUGUGAAAUCACAGCUCAGUGUUGAUAGACAUUAUGAUGAUCAGCUGAGUGAGCGACCGAAUCAGCUGAUAGAUCUUUCAAGUCAGCUGAUUGACCUGGAGCUCUUCCAUUUCCCACCAGAAGUACUCAGCACUUUAAAAAAAGCCCUAGAUGACCCAAACAGGUUUUUUAAUACGUUCUUUAAGUUCAAUAAAUACAGACUACAGGGUGAUUAUAUACGUUUGGUUAUUUUUGAUUUGAUCAAAAUUCAACCCUGCAGUUGCAGUUAAUAACAUUCUUUCUUG
Messenger RNA from Eurytemora carolleeae, 947 nucleotides. RefSeq lists its product as uncharacterized. The record is from RefSeq and is a predicted model, not a curated record. NCBI's taxonomy places the organism in Eukaryota, Metazoa, Arthropoda, Copepoda, Calanoida, Temoridae.